CGCUUUUUAAGGACGGCUGAGGGUCGAGACAAUGUGAAGGCAUCCGAGCAUGUCGAGGCAAGUACGCUUGAAAUCACACCAGCAACAAGAAACGGCGAGAAGAAGGACACACACCAGCAACAGGAAACGACGAGAAGAAGGACGGUUCAACUUGUGCCGCAACUCUUCAUGAAGCUUUAUGAUGCAGGGGUGAAAGAGAGAGACGAUGGGAGAAGCGUAGAGACGGAGGACGGAGGGAAGUGUCAUGACCGGUGGAAGAAGAGGUAAGUAAUCUACGUCCUCGCGAAUUUGUCCGUUGCUAGGAAGACACGGAAGCAGUUCGGAUUUCAAAAGCUGUCACGGCUCACGAACUCCAUGGAUUACGUUCACGCCUCCAGGUGACGGAGAAGAAGAUCAUCCGUAUCGGGCAAACGAGCUCGCCCUUUCUCGCUCCUAAGCUCCUGUUAUUGCAACGGAUUGAACAAGAUCGUCUGUGGUUUCCCCCCAGUCAGUGCAUCCACUGGAUGUUAUCUAUUCUCAUCUGCAGACUGCAGUCCAGAAAACUGUCGACGCAGGGCGAUGGCCUUUAGAGAGAACUUUGGGGAGUUUGCUGCUCAGAGGCCAACUGGCAUGAUCAACUGGCUUGUGUGUACCAUAACAGAUUUUUUAUAACUACGGACCAUUGAGUACCGUAUGCUCUGGUUUGGCGACAGCCUUCGGGACUGUUUUGCAACAGGCACUGUGCCAGGCCUCAGGGGGUUCCAUAAUCCCAGGAAGUACCUGAAAGCCAAACAUUUGUCAUCCAGCCAGACAUGUUGAUCCCAGAGCUUUUGUGGUGGUGGUUUUUUUUUUUUUUUUUUUUUUUUUUUUUUUUUUUUUUUUUUUUUUUUUUUUUUUUUUUUUUUUUUUUUUUUUUUUUUUUUUUUUUUUUU
Chara braunii is the source of this 911-nucleotide messenger RNA. Lineage: Eukaryota; Viridiplantae; Streptophyta; Charophyceae; Charales; Characeae. The record is from the annotation of a GenBank genome assembly.